Molecule: messenger RNA, 2714 nt
Organism: Danio rerio (zebrafish)
Lineage: Eukaryota; Metazoa; Chordata; Actinopteri; Cypriniformes; Danionidae
Source: RefSeq, a predicted model, not a curated record
UCAUUGAAAGUUUUUCCUCUGAUUUUAAAUGCAUUUGUGUUUUAACGUGUCGUUGUGUGCUCCUCUAAUAAGACUGUGUUGUUUGGUGUCAUUAAGCUUCCGGUUUGCUGUUUGAAAAGUGCUGCUGAAUCUCCAUCUGGAGUUCUUUUAAAGCAGUCCAGAAGAAAGAAGGUACAUGGAACAGAAAAUGGUACCGAAGACCAGACUUGGGAAGCGGUCACCGCUGGGCACCCUGGUGUGUGGUUCCUCAGCGGAGGGCCUGACAGAAACAGGAGCACAUGGAUGCCAAGAUGGUGGGCUUCACAGAAGCAAACUUUACCCUGGACAGAAGGUGUAUGUGCACUGCGGAGGCCAGGAAUGUGGAGGUGUGGUGGAACAGCAUAACCACGUGGACAACGAGGUGUCGAUCUUCCUUCCCCAGCUCAACCAGCACGUUCACCGCAAGCUGGAAGACGUGUGGACAAGCCCAACGUCCAGUUCUACCUCUUCAGUCUCUUCGUCCAUCGACGUGCCAAGAAGGAGUGUGGAGGCAGUGGACAUGGAUGAGAUUAUGGCUGCAAUGGUGCUCACAAGUCUUUCUUGCAGUCCAGUCGUCCAGCACUCAACCCAGGGCAGCGUAACUCCUGCUUUAUGUGGGAUGGAAAAUGGUGGUAGCGAACUGUCUGAUGGAGGCUAUUGGAGUUGCGACCAUGGAAACGGAAGCCCUGCCCCUUCUCCGCCCAUUGAGGAGACUGACAAGAGCAACCCUCAUGCUGAUGAAGGCCUGGACAUGGAAAUGGACCAAAUGUUGUUCAAUGAGCCAACACCAAGAAAACGCAAGAACUCUGUCAAAGUAGCAUAUUGGUGUUUAUGGCCAAAUUGUGGAAAAGUCCUGACCACAGUAGUGGGCAUCAAACGUCACAUCCGAAAUUCUCAUCUUGGACAAAGUGACGAGCACUCCCAAAGGGAAGAAGACUUCUACUACACUGAAGUCUAUCAGGAUUUCGAGCAGACGGCUCCCCCUGGCGGCCACCGGGCGUCCUGCACUUCUCCAUCCCCCAUCCCGAGCCAACACACACCCCCUUCUCCCUCCACCCCGGACACACUCCAGCCCAGCCCGCUCAGCCAGUCUGCCCCGGGCAGCUUCUGGCAGGUCCAUUCAGAGCACUCUUACCAGGCUCCUGCACCCGUUCAGGUGGUGACCCAGUCUAAACCAGUGCCUGUUCCUGUGUCCUGUCACUGGACUCCAUCUCUCACUGUCCACCAGAGCAAGCAGGGAUCACCGUUCCGCCGUCGGUCAGUCAGUGUUGGUGAACAGUGGCUCCAGAAUAACAGCGCCUCCUUCAGGCCGCAUCCUGCCAGUGUUUCCCCUCCAAGAAACCAUUGCACUUCCAGGAGGAUUCGAGGUGAGGCCAAGAAAUGCAGGAAGGUGUACGGCAUUGAGCACCGAGACCAGUGGUGCACCGCCUGCCGCUGGAAAAAGGCCUGUCAGAGAUUCCUCGACUAAAGCCUUCAAGAAAUACAGACACUAUCCUUACAGAAACCCACAGGAGGGGAUCUGACCUGGAACUACGGUUGGAACAAACCAAAAGAGCACCUUUGUGACUUAACUUUUUCUACAUUUUAUCACGAUUACCUGUGCUGUGUUUUAUGAGACGUACUAAGGAACCAUGAUGGUGCUGGAAGAGUGAUAAAGCAGAUCUCGCAGUCUUCCUGCAUCUUAUAUCAAGACCUGAUGAAGUUUUAUCCAUUUUUGUUGUUUUGCAAGCAUUAAACAGCCAUAAUACAACGGCAGAUGUCAGAUUGUUUUGGGUGUAAAUCAUCAGACACGGAUGGAAAGUUUACUUCUCAUUCCAGCUUAUAAGAGAUUACUGCGGUCCAUUGCUUUCAGGGGCAAAAUCGGCAGCUUUGGGUUAGUUGUAGAUAGACAAGAAAGCAGAAUCAGUGUCUCAAUAGUAUAUAAAACACCGUUUAUGUUCAUGUAUACCAUGUUUACCUUUUGUUUUUUUCUUCUUCUUUGCUUUCCAGUGCAAAAUUUUGUAUAGCAAACUCUUGAAAAGGAAGAAAAAAAGGAUUUUGUAUUACGAUUUUAAUGUGUCAUGUCAUCAUGGGUGUAUUUCUAUCACAGGUUAUACUUCUGUGGAUAUGAGAUGAUUCUUUUUUCUGUCGAUAUUAUGGAAGUAUCCGUGUAAACAUGCAUGAGUUGAUAGUUUAUUCCUCUACUUAGUUUUACUCACUGGCUGUUCGUCCGUUUGGAUUGCAAUCUUGCCAAAGAGAAUCCAUCUCCACAAAAUAAUGUGAAAUUAACCUGCUGACCAUUCUUGGGAUAAAUGUAACCAGCUGUUACGAUCGGUUCAUGUACUCUGGGUCCAAAUAUUUUCUUAUGUCGUAAAACACUUCUAUUCGUCAACGUUUCGUGUGCAUCUCCACUGUGUAGUCUCUCACCAAGCUCGAUGCUUUGACCUCAUGAAACUGAAUGUAAUUUACCCUGAAGAUCUCCAUAAGUCGUUGUGCAUUUCCAACAGUCGGUGUCAUAUAGGUGUUUGAGGACGUUGUAGUCUGAGAGAUAUUCAGUAAACCUCAUUAAGAACAAUCUUUUUGUACAUUUUUGUAAAGUACUUCCAAAGUGUUUCCUUUAAUGAACCGUCUGAGAUCUGUUCAAGAUGAAAGUAUAAUUUCUUUUCAUGAAACUUAUGUUGCUUCAUGCCUUUUUAAAUAAACUUUUGUGCGAACGA